UCAAAAUUCAGGACAUUAAAUACGGCAAAGAAACCCGUGAGCCGCCAAGAAAACACUAAAUUGCUUAGAAAAGGAAACUUUGUCAAUGUCUUCAUUUAAGUAAGUGAAAGAUAAACGCCAGAGGAUAAUACGUCAUUUGUGGCUGUAGUGGUGGUGGUGGUGCUGCUUCUACUGCUAGUGCAUUAAGUCCAACCAACAACCUUGGCUUCACUCAACUCAACUCACCAUCCAAGAGCAACAGGAGAGGGUGCUGCCGACACAACAAAGCCAAGUAACCAUCUCUUGCCUCCAAUGCGAAUGACAAGAAAAAUGUUCUAAAUAAAUUUAAAAAAAAGAAGAAAAAAAAAACGACACCGAGAACGAAUAAUCCAACACGUCAAGAAAAGAUUUUACACGAUUAUUGCAAGAUUAAUUUAUUGCAAGACAAAAGACAAAAUUUCCCCUCUUCCUAACCGUGCGGAUUGUCACCACCAUCAUCAUCAACCGUAUUAUUAUUAAAUCUCGAGAUUGAAGAGUAAAAUUUUGUCCAAGAAAAACGGGAGAAAAUUGUAGCAGCAACGAAGAAUUCGUUAAAAAUUUAAGUACGCCAUACAUUGAUACAUAAACAUAUUACAAAAUGAGAGGCCGCCAUUUACGUAGACGUUUCAGUUUACAGCCAUCCUUUAUGAAGGAUGACCAUGCCGAUGAUAAAACCAAACGUGACAAAGUUGGCCGGAAUAAUGCUGUGGACGAUGCCAUCGGCCCGACAAAUGCCCGUCACAAAAUCGUUGUCAUGGGCGCUGCCAAAGUCGGCAAAACCUCAAUAAUUACACAAUUCCUUUACAACACAUUUACGACCAAAUACAAGAGGACCAUCGAAGAGAUGCAUCAGGGCAACUUCUCCAUAGCCGGUGUCAGUCUCACGCUGGAUAUUCUUGACACAGCUGGUUCAUAUGAGACAGAAUUAUUGCUUGUUAAAAACCACCUCCGGCCUGUUAUGUCAGCUGUCAUAACAAUUCAUGGCAAAGGAGAAACACAGGAUAUCUAUCAGCAGGCCAUGCGGAAACGGGAUGCUGUCGCUGAUGCUGGUCACUUGCCAUUAGUAUUUCUGAUAACAAGCUUUUAA
This is a messenger RNA of Musca domestica (house fly), 1105 nucleotides long. RefSeq names its product dexamethasone-induced Ras-related protein 1-like. Lineage: Eukaryota; Metazoa; Arthropoda; Insecta; Diptera; Muscidae. Gene Ontology annotation, molecular function: GTPase activity; GTP binding. The record is from RefSeq and is a predicted model, not a curated record. The coding region runs from base 617 to 1105 and encodes 162 amino acids. The transcript has 3 exons.